This is a messenger RNA of Loxodonta africana (African savanna elephant), 5950 nucleotides long. RefSeq names its product adrenoceptor alpha 2B (gene ADRA2B). The record is from RefSeq and is a predicted model, not a curated record. Gene Ontology annotation, molecular function: epinephrine binding; alpha2-adrenergic receptor activity. Gene Ontology annotation, biological process: adenylate cyclase-activating adrenergic receptor signaling pathway; regulation of vasoconstriction; regulation of smooth muscle contraction. The coding region runs from base 271 to 1620 and encodes 449 amino acids. Gene Ontology annotation, cellular component: plasma membrane. The transcript has a single exon. Lineage: Eukaryota; Metazoa; Chordata; Mammalia; Proboscidea; Elephantidae.
GGGAGGGCGUAACUUCGCUCUGGUCCCCAGCAGAGCAGGGACGGCAGCAAGACAACUUGGGAAACUUCUCCGGCGCGGACCACAGGGACGCGGGGCACCGGUGGGAGAGGAUGUAGGAGGGCGGUGGCUGGACCUCCUCGGCCACUUUUGGCCCGGCAUGGCGCUCCAGUGGCUCCAGCGGCUCCCGAGGGGCAGCCCCCUGGUCUAACCGAACCCGGGCAGCGCUCCUGCCGGCGGUGCGCGUGCAGGGGGAGCAGCGCCCCUCUGGCCAUGUCCGGCCCCGCCAUGGACCACGAGGAGCCCUACUCUGUGCAGGCCACGGCGGCCAUCGCGGCGGUCAUCACCUUCCUCAUCCUCUUCACCAUCUUCGGCAACGCCCUGGUCAUCUUGGCUGUGUUGACCAGUCGCUCUCUGCGCGCCCCACAGAACCUGUUCCUGGUGUCGCUGGCCGCGGCCGACAUCCUGGUGGCCACGCUUAUCAUCCCGUUCUCCCUGGCCAACGAGCUGCUGGGCUACUGGUACUUCCGGCGCACGUGGUGCGAGGUGUACCUGGCCCUGGACGUGCUCUUCUGUACCUCGUCCAUUGUGCACCUGUGCGCCAUCAGCCUGGACCGCUACUGGGCCGUGAGCCGCGCGCUCCAGUACAACUCCAAGCGCACCCCGCGCCGCAUCAAGUGCGUCAUCCUCACUGUAUGGCUCAUUGCAGCCGCCAUCUCACUGCCGCCCCUCAUUUACAAGGGCGACCAGGGCCCCCAGCCCCUCGGGCGCCCCCAGUGCAAGCUCAACCAAGAGGCCUGGUACAUCCUGUCCUCCAGCAUCGGCUCCUUUUUCGCACCCUGCCUCAUCAUGAUCCUCGUCUACCUGCGCAUCUACCUGAUUGCCAAACGUAGCAACCGCCGAGGGCCCAGGGCCAAGGGGGCCCCCAGGGAGGGUGAGCCCAAGCAGCCCCAUCCCCUCCCUGCAGGGCCUUCAGCCUUAGCCAAUCCACCAACACUGGCCUCUUCUCUGGCUGUUACUGGGGAGGCCAAUGGACACUCUGAGCCACCUGGGGAGAAGGAGAGGGAGACACCAGAAGAUCCUGGGACCCUGACAUUGCCACCCAGCUGGCCUGUCCUUCCCAACUCAGGCCAGGGCCAGAAGGAGGGUGUCUGUGGGGCAUCUCCGGAGGAGGAAGCUGAAGAGGAGGAGGAGGAGUGUGGCUCUCCGGCUGUCCCAGCCUCCCCUGCUUUGGCUUGCAGCCCACCACUGCAGCAGCCAAAGGGCUCUCGGGUGCUGGCCACCUUGCGUGGCCAGGUGCUCCUGGGCAGGGGUGUGGGUACUGCAGGUGGGCAAUGGUGGCGUCGGCGGGCACAGCUGACGCGGGAGAAGCGGUUCACCUUCGUGCUGGCCGUGGUCAUUGGCGUCUUUGUGCUCUGCUGGUUCCCGUUCUUCUUCAGCUACAGUCUGGGUGCCAUUUGCCCGCAGCACUGCAAGGUGCCUCAUGGCCUCUUCCAGUUCUUCUUCUGGAUUGGCUACUGCAACAGCUCGCUCAACCCCGUCAUCUACACCAUCUUCAACCAGGACUUCCGCCGAGCCUUUCGAAGGAUCCUGUGCCGCCAGUGGACCCAGAUGGCCCGGUGAGCCCACCUGCCUGCUGCCUGUGUGGGGUGCGUGCCAGGUGUCACCAGGGCCACCCUGGUUCUUGCCCUGCUUUAUGUGGCACCUUCCUGGGACUUUCUGGUCCUGCCCAGGUCCUGCAGGCCCCAUUUUGGGAGCCCCCUGGGAUGGACAAGGGCAGGGGUGCUGUUCACAGGGGUCCAUGUGAAGCCUCCUUCUUGCUGUCUCGGCUCUGGGGUGCCCUCUUCUCCACCCCUUGCCUGAGCACAGGCAGAGGGAUGACCCUCCUGAGUGUAGCCGAGGCCAGUCUAGAAUAGAGGCCCUCCCUCCCAGAAUCCCAGGCCCCUACAAGCCAAUGGAUGGGCCCCCCUUUCUCGAGCACCCUGUGUUCCCUGGCAGGUCACGUGCUUGUAGUGUUUUUGUGUCUUUCUCAUCUUUCCCUCAAAGAACAGGAAGCCCACCUUCCACUCUUCCCAGGAGAGCCUGCUGCCAAGGAGGAGGCAGAAAUGAAGAUUGUCCACCCACAUUGGGCACCCGUGGUUGCCACUGAGGGCUGGGGUGGGCUUUAUGGGCCGGCACUGUCUCUGGGGCCUUCUUUCCCCCCGCCCGCUGCUCCUUUAAAGGCCAGAGCCGUGGAUUGGUUUCCUGAUCCAGUGCCCCUCUGGGAGGUGGGCCAUUGCGUGGAGGCCUCGGGGGCGGUCUGGAGGCCUGGCCCCCACCUCAGUGGGAGAUCCCCGAUCACCGGCAGUCACCCCCUGCAAAAACCGGGGUGACAAUAGCUUGCCGCCCACUUGCCGCAGGGAGAUGAAAGACUUUACAGAGAGCUUUGAGCUCCGUGGGGGAACGCACUAGAGAACCAGCAAAUGUAUUAUCCAGUGAUGUAAAAGCCCCCUUCUCUGUGUUUACCACUCCUGUCUUCCUGUAGACUUUUGUUCUGUGCCUGGGGUGUGUGAAUUCCUACCCCAAACUGGAAGUGGGGUGUGGCCGACAGAAUCAUUACUUCAGUUAAAGGAUUUCUUUGUGCCUGCAGAGGCUCGUGUUAUUACACUGCAUGACAGGUUCUCGACAUUUCACCUAUACACCGACAGAGUUUUCAGUGGCUUGGGGCCCCCAAUGGAGGAAAAAAAGCCUUUUGUCAUCAGGCAGGCAAAUUGUUUCCCCAAGAUAGCUAAAAAUACCCAUGCCAUGGGAACAGUCUGAGAUGAGCCCCAGGCAGGGUCCUGGGGCUGGGGCAGUGAGCAAGAGCCCCGUGGACUCUUGGGGAACUUCCUCCCAGAGUGCUCGGGCUGUUCUCCAAGCCCCACAUGGAUCCCUGUGAAGCAUACUUAAUCCCACCCUGGGUGGGGCUGCAGGGGCCUCUCUCUCUUGAUUUCUCUUCCUCACCCCAGAACCUGGCUUCUGGGAUAACUGGGAGUAUGAGAAGGGUGUUUUUGUCUUCCCCACGGGAGUUCUUGGCUUCUGGGCUCAGGACCAUGGAGCAUCUUAGCUUGGGGAGGGGGUGUCAUGGAGUAGCACAGGCACCUUUGGGUCUCUGAUGGGUCUGGUCAGACUUGGAGGGGGGCUGAGGGAAUUUUCUGAGGUGAACCUAGCUAGCACCUAUAGAUAAGAGGCCAGGGCAUUGCUCUGAGGUGAGGCUGGGAGUGCUGGGCCCAGGGAAGGGGCUGAAUGGUGACAUCUGCCCCACCUCACUGGGUGUGAGCCCAGUGGGAUGCCUGGAAUUGCUGCCUGUGGCCCCCUGUUGUGAUAUGCAGGUGUUUUAAAAAGCUAUUUUAUCAAUAAAAGAUAUUUUGUAAUAAAAAAGCAGCGUUCUCGUCGCCUGUGAGCUUCCAGGAGGUAGUUAUUCCUCAGCUACUCGCAUAGCCCACCCUGGACGUGGGCCCCCUGAGAUGGGGCACCCUCCCAGGGCCAGUUCCCCUCUCCUCCCCCAGAUCUGGCUGGCCCGCCUUUAGCCCCUCAGCAUCCCCUCCACAUCAUUAGAAGUUUGUGGGGAUGAGCGUGGCCAGCGGAGCCUGAGACUGACUGCCUGAGAGUCCCAACCAGCCCUGCUGGCUGGCCAGGCACAGCACCUGGGGCCAGCAGAGGUGGUCAGAUACCACCACAUGGGUGGGCGGUGGGAGGAAGGUGGGCAGGCUAGGAAGGAAGGCCACUCUGCAUAAUGGUUUUAAGCUGCUGUUUUUCACUGAGGGGCAGGAGAGCCCAAAUGGAGCUGCUUUGCCUCAGGCUCUCAGUGCAAAAAGAUUCAGCCACAGACGUCAGAGCUGGAAGGCCUGCAGACGUCGUCUUCAACAGUCUCCUCUUAUUCCACAUGGGGCAGCUGAAGCCCAGACAGGAGAGGGGGCUGCCCAAAGCCACCUGUGAGCUGCAUUAAGGGGGAGCCUUCUGGGCUUCCUGUCCCAACCAGCUGCCUCCUGGCCCCUUCAGAGAGGGCAACUUUUGGGCUGGAACCAGGUUGGCCUGGUUCUGAGAGCCAGGGAGACGGAUAGCAGGCGGGUGUAGGGGGCAGGCUAUAGGAGGCCUGGGCAGGGCUGGCACCAGGGGCUGACCCAGGGAGGGAUGGGGCCUGGGAGGGGAGGGCAGAGGGAGGAGCAUGGCUCUAGGGUCUGAUGUGGGCACCACCCCCCUACCCCCACAUUGACCCAGGAGCCAAGAGUCCGCAUACCAUCUCCACAUUUAUUGGGGCCACGGCUUCUGCCAGGGGCAAGCAGAGACCCCAGUGUAGUCACACAGUCAGUGGAGACGUGGAUGCGGGGCUUCACUGAGGCCUUAACAAGAAGGACACGCCUUGCCCUGGGGUGCUCUCAGUGCCUCCCACCAGCCUGGGCGCCUACCUCCAAGCACAGAUCAGGAAUGGUUCAUUUGUUCCCACUCACUGAGCCAGCCCCUCUGUGGCACUCUGCUUAUUUAAUCUUUGAUUAGCUUGUUUAGUCUUCACACCCAUCGUACAAGGUAACAAUCAGCCCAUUUUUAUAACGGGAAACUGAGGCUCAGAAAGGUGUAAUGACUUGGCAGUUCUCUUGGCCUGGCACAUCUACCUUCUGGAGACCUGUCUAUUAUUUUUGAAGAUCUCUUUCUUAAGACAUUUUUGACAGAAGGGCAAUUGGGGUCCCUACAGAGAAGACAGUUAAAGAAGAGGUGGAGAAAGGAGGCUUAAGAAGUCCCCUACAGCUGCAUCUUCUCUGCAAGAAAGCUGGGUCCUCAGAUCACGAAUGACACCUCAAGAGUGCAUUUAUACCCAGCCCCUGCCUCCAGGGCAGCUGCUGAGAAAUUCAGGGUGUGGAGAAUUCUUUGACGCAUUGUUGCAGGAAGCAUUCUUUUUUUUUUAAUUUAUUGUGGAAGUUUAUAAAUCAAGCCAGUCAGUCUCUCAUACAAAAACUUAUACACACCUUGCUCUGUACCCCUAGCUGUCUCCCCCUAAUGAGAGAGCACUCUCCUCCUCUCUACCCUGUAUUCCCUGUGACCAUUCAGCCAGCUCCUGUCCCCCUCUGCCUUCUCAUCUCGCCUCCAGACAGGAGUUGCCCACAUAGUCUCAUGCGUCUACUUGAGCCAAGAAGCUCACUCCUCACCAGUAUCACUUUCUGUUUUAUAGUCCAGUCCAAUCCCUGCCUGAAGAGUUGGCUUUGGGAACGGUUCCAGUCUUGGGCUAACAGGAGGUCUGGGGACCAUGACCUCCGGGGUCCCUCCAGUCUCAGCCAAACCAUUAAGUCUGGUUUUUUUAAUGAGAAUUUGAGGUCUGCAUUCCACCGUUCUCCUGCUCCAUCAGGGGUUCUCUGUUGUGUUCCCUGUCAGAGCAGUCAUCGGUGGUAGCUGGGCACCAUCUAGUUCUUCUGGUCUCAGGCUCGUGGAAUCUCUGGUUUAUGUGGCCCUUUCUCAUAUUUAUCUUGUAUCUUUGGUGUUCUUCAUUCUCCUUUGCUCCCAGUGGAUUGAGACCAAUCAAUGCAUCUUAGAUGGCCUCUUGCUGGCAUUUAAAAACCCAGAUGUCACUCACCAAAGUGGGAUGCAGAAUGUUUUCUUAAUACAUUUUGUUAUGCCAAUUGACCUAGAUAUCCCCUGAAACCCUGGUCCCCAGACCCCCAUCCCUACUACUCUGGCCUUUGAAGUUUUUGAAUAUAUUCAGGAAACUUCUUAGCUUUUGGUUUAGUCCUGUUGUGCUGACCUCUCCUGUAUUGUGUGUUGUCUUUCCCUUCACCGAAAAUAUUUCUUGCCUACUAUCUAAUUAGUGAAUACCCCUCUCCCUCCCUCCCACUCUCAUAACCAUCAAAGAAUAUUUUCUCCUGUGUUUAAACUUUUUCUUGAGUUCUUUUAAUAGCGGUCUCAUACAAUAUUUGUCGUUUUGCAGCUGACUAAUUUUUUUUAA